Neltuma alba is the source of this 835-nucleotide messenger RNA. RefSeq names its product protein DJ-1 homolog D-like. The transcript is spliced from 2 exons. Bases 1 to 588 code for a protein of 195 amino acids. The record is from RefSeq and is a predicted model, not a curated record. Lineage: Eukaryota; Viridiplantae; Streptophyta; Magnoliopsida; Fabales; Fabaceae.
AUGGAGAUAUUUUUCAUUGGAAAAUUUUCAUUGCAGGAUUUCAUGGAAGAUUAUGAGGUAGCUGUACCUUUUCAAUCUCUUCAGGCUCUAGGAUGCGUGGUUGAUGCAGUUUGCCCCAAGAAAAAGGCUGGUGAUACUUGCCCGACUGCCAUUCAUGACUUUGAAGGCGAUCAAACUUACAGUGAGAAGCCAGGACAUGACUUUGCCUUAAAUGCAACCUAUGAUGAUGUGGAUGCCUCGAGCUAUGAUGCUCUUGUCAUACCUGGAGGCCGAUCCCCCGAGUAUUUGGCAUUGAACGAGUCAGUUAUUGCCUUGGUGAAGCAUUUCAUGGAAAAGAAGAAGCCAGUGGCAUCUAUUUGCCAUGGGCAACAGAUUUUAGCUGCUGCUGAUGUUCUGAAGGGAAGAAAAUGUACGGCAUAUCCGGCUGUGAAGCUUAAUGUGGUUCUAUCAGCAGCGACUUGGUUGGAACCUGAUCCAAUACACCGCUGCUUCACUGAUGGAAAUUUAGUAACUGGAACUGCAUGGCCAGGGCAUCCUGAGUUCAUUUCUCAGCUGAUGGUUCUCCUUGGUAUUCUUGUAUCUUUCUAGUUGUAUUUUUGUACCAUGAGUGUAUACUUGGUACUGACUAUCUUUCAACUUGUUACUAUCUAUGCAUGCAUGUUCAGAUGUCCACAAAAGUCUUGUGAAGUGUGUGCUACGUGAGGCUAAUGUUAUGUGGCUUUGAGAAUAAUUGAGUUGUAUAUAAUGGAAUAAAGUCGCCAUCUUUCUUUCUGUACAAUCCGUUGCCUUGGCUAGAAGUAAUAUUUUUAGAUGGCUAUUUGGAUGGUUUGCUGAA